Molecule: messenger RNA, 4940 nt
Organism: Mesocricetus auratus (golden hamster)
Lineage: Eukaryota; Metazoa; Chordata; Mammalia; Rodentia; Cricetidae
Product: A-kinase anchor protein 9-like
Exons: 14
Coding region: 2000-4675 (891 amino acids)
Biological process (GO): regulation of Golgi organization; signal transduction; positive regulation of peptidyl-serine phosphorylation
Cellular component (GO): Golgi stack; centrosome; synaptic membrane
Molecular function (GO): protein kinase A regulatory subunit binding; potassium channel regulator activity; molecular adaptor activity
Source: RefSeq, a predicted model, not a curated record
GGAUCUCGCCUACUUCAUUCUUUUCUCAUUCCUCCACCAGUGUCUGAGUAUUUUUCUUUUUUCAUUGAUGAGUCUUUCUAAAGAUUGUAUCUUAUUAGUCACCUUUUCAUGUUUGACACAAAAAUCCACUAUGACUAUUAGUGAUAAAAUUUUAAUUACCAGACCCAUAGUACUUAUGAUCAGUAUUAUGUUAAUCUCAGGCAUGUCAUUUAUCUUUCCAUUUUCUAUUUCUAUUUUAGAGUUAUCUGAAGUAGCACUAUACAGAGUCCUAACUCCCUGCAUUGUGAUAUUUCUCAUCCUUACUGUGGGGGAGUUUUAAUGUUACUUUGCUCUCUUCAAUUCACCUGACUAUUCAGAUUAUCCUCAGGCGUGGAAGUAGGGCUGUGCAGAUCAGCCAACACUGAACAUGGGAGGUGAUAGGGUACUUGGAGUGUGUGGGUUCCACACAAGUGGGAGAUCCUUAGGAGGUAGAGCAGAGAUGAGGUGACUAGGCUUUUAGAGGUGCUGUUCUUGGAAGAAACUGAGGUAGUUCUUGUGGGAUGCUCAGUUUCCUCAAAAGGGAUUUGUUUGCCUAGAGAUAUAGCUCAGUGGUGGAGGACUUGACUAGAAAAGUUCAAAGUUCCGUGUUCUAUACCUCAUAUUACAUGAAAAACGGUGUUUGUUUUUUUAAAUGAAAGAGUGAAUUGAGCCCAUUGAGGGAUUAGGGCAUCCUAUACCUCCAUGUGAUCAGUUGCUCUUACAUGUGCUCCAGGCAUUAUUCGGUAUUCCUUAUAUGAUGUCCUUAUGUGACAAAAGGAUUAGGAAUUUAAGGCUAUCUUCACUGGCAUCAUGCUUUCAAGGCCUGUUUGGCAUAUGAGACCCUAUUUUGAUAAAGAAGGUAGGUCUUUUGUCUAAUAUAAUAAUUGUACAGAGGGCAGAGGAGGGGGAUGAGAAAGUGACUUACUUAGUUAUCUGAUAAAAGGACAAACAAGGAAGUAUAGAUAGCAAGAGCUAUGACACUGAGGUAAUUAACAUUUUAGUCAAUGGCUAAGAAAGCCAGUGUGAUUGAAGCAGAGUAGGUGGACGACAGAAUAUGUAACAUUAUUGAGCCAAUUUGGAAGACCUCGUAUGGUGCUUUUGCUGUGAAUGGUUUAUGUCUUAGUUAGCUUAGUCAACUUGACAUGGCCUAGAGUUAUCUGAGAAGGGCAUCUGGGCUGUGACAUGUGUAUAGGAGAUUUUCUUACUAUUAAUUGAUGUGGAAGGGCCUGGACCACUGUGAAUGGCAUCAUCUUUAGGCACUAAUCCUGGACUGGAUAUGAGGGCUACUUAAGUGUGAGGACCUUAGAGAGCAGGCCUGCCAACAGUGUUCUUUGAUGGUUUCUACUUCAAGUUCCUGCUGAAAUUUCUGCCCUGAGUUCUCUAACUUAUGGAUUGCGACCUGGAAGUACAAGUCAAAAUAAACCCUUUCCUCCCCACAUUGAUUUUGUUAGAGUAUGUUAUCUCAUCAACAGAAAUAGAAAUUGGUGCCAGGAAAGUGAGGUGCACGUGUGAGGACCUGACCAUGUGGUUUAUUGUUUGAUUUUUUGUUUUAGUUUUUUAUGCUUGGAAUGAUAUUGUUGGAGUAUUAGGGAGAAUUUUGGUGGCUAAGAGUAAAAGCCAUUGAUUAUGUAGAGUUUGGUGAGCAAUUGCUACAGGAAUUUGAAGGACAAUGUUGAGGAAAAAGCUGUCUCAGGGAACUUAGCUCAAGUUUGAGAAGGUUUCAAUGCUAUAUUUAGAACUGGCCUGGGGGUCAUUCUUAUGAGAUCAUUACUAAGAGUUUGUUGUUUCUGGUCAGGUGAAGAUUCAGCUAUUAUUAAUAUGAGAUCAACAUCAUUGAUGUAAACAUCUUCUGCACUUCAAUGGGAGAACAGGGACACAUUUCCUCAGGACACACGUGUCUACAGCACACAGAAGCUGUGGUCUAAAGAAGAAAACUGAACUUGACAACGGGAAAGCAUCACUCACACGGCCUGCAGGCACUAUGGAGGACGAGGAGAGAAGGAGGAAGAUUGAAUAUGGAAGAGCUAUUGCAGCAGCGUGGCGGCUUAGCGGGGCGGCAGACGCGAUGGAGGAUGAGGAGAGACAGAGGAAGAUUGAAUAUGGAAGAGCAAUUGUAGAAGUGUGGAGGCUUAGCCAGCCCGCAGAAGCAAUGGAGGAGGAGGAGAGAAGGAGGAAGAUUGAAUAUGCAAGAGCAAAGGAACAAGAUAAGAAAUUAGAAAAUAACAACAUCCAAGAAUUAGAAAAACAAGCCAUCAUUGAAGAUUUACAGGAAACAAUAAAAGAAGAAGGAAAUAAAUCUGCUGCCCUGCAGAAUGAGUUAGAAACUGCUGAUAAGUUAGUAGGAGAUUUAAAAGAACAGAUUAGAGAAAAGGACCAAGAGACCCAAAGCUUAAAACUGGAGCUAGCCAAUUGUAACGAGAAAGAGAAACACUACAUUUUAGAAAUUGAAGAGUUCAAGGGGAGAGUAGAAGAACUCCAGAAGAAAGAUUACAAAGAUAACCAUACAGACACUGGCAAAGAGCAGAGCACAGAGAGAGAAACAAGGAGGAAAGUAGAUCACCUCCAAGUGGAGCUAGAUGAAAUGUAUGGAAGAGAAAUAAUGCACAUGAAGGAAGAAUUAAUAAGACACACAUCUAAGAUGGAGGAUCUUAAAUCCCACCAUGAAGGUGAAAUGGAAACUAUCUUGGCAUCAUAUGCACGUACUACACUAGGUGAAGACAAAGAGCCUAUACAGGUGCUCAUUGGACGACUUCAAAAGGCAUUGUCUGAGGAGUGCUGCUCUGUUUCAAAGAGUAUGCAAGCUUUUCUUGAUGAACACUGUUGUCCUUUAAACUGUGAAAUGAACAUAGAAGAGAAAGUGAAUUCUUUUGUAUACCAUGCAAUUUCAAGGGUGACCUUGCAAGAAUAUAGAUACAAAGUUGAAGAGUUUCAAGAAGCCAUUCAAAACCUUCUGAGUAAAGUCACAGAUGAACACAACAAGUUUGUGACACUGCAGAUGCAGUUAAGCAAGUUUUGUGAGGUAGAAAAUAUGAUUCACAGACAGCAAACAGAUGGUGCGAAACUUGAGUUUGCAGAGGAAAAUGUGGCAGAAGAGGAAUCAGGGAUUUUGUCGGUUUGCUCUCAGGCUGGUUUAGAGAGCAUUGACACUGACAUCCGACAUGAGAGUGAGCUGUCUUCUCGGCCAGAGGGUGAAGACAGUAAAAACCAUGAAAAGCAGCUUCAGGUGUUAGAGAGCCCUGUCGACACCUUAGAGCAGCAGCUGAAAGCAACUGAAGCUCAUUAUGGAACAGAGAUCCCGAUGGUUCAGGGAAGCAUUGAGACCAUCCAUGGACCGUCAGCUCAUCCGAGUGUUGAUUCAAUGCUAUUCAAAGACAGUGUUUUACAGAAAACUGUUUGCCGAGGAAACUGUCGACCUGACCACGUCAUCAUAGUAAUAGAGACAGAAGAGAUGCUUGAGUCAUUUCCACAGAACCAAGAAAACACAGAGUCAUUGUGGUGCCUAGAUGACCUGAAUGAGCACCAACAGGAACAGCCCAGGUCCAGAGAGCAGCCAGCUGUUCAUCUAAAUAAAGCUGAAAGUAUUAUUGAUGGGAAUUUGGAUGAAAGAAUUCUUUUGGAAAGAGAAAUUCAGGAAAACGCCUGCACGAUAGAUCAUCUAGAGCACGAGUUGCUGUGCAUGAGCGGGAGAGUUUCAAAACUCGAAGAAGAGCAACAGCAAAUACAGGAGGAGCGAGCAUUGCUGUCCAGGCAGAAGGAGGCCAUGGGAGCAGGGGCUGGCCCAGUGGAGCAGCAAACUCUGAACAAAGGACACAUGGACCCGGAGCAACUGCACACUGUACCUAUGGAAAGUGUUGGCAUGACUGCCGAUGAGCUCCAGGCUGAUGCACUGAAGCCAGAAGAUGUCUCUGCCCAGGACUCUUCUGAGCUUCUAAAGACCCUGACUCCUGUCGGUGGCCUUAAACAAAGCUGCAAAGGUUACAGAAGUCUAGAAACACAGUUACUAACCCUGGAGCAAGGAAAGUCAAAACCAGAACUUCUUCAAAAGAAGAUCAAUAUUCUUCAAAAUUUACUAGUAGAGAAAAUAGCUGAAGCCACCGUUAAUCAAGCACAAAUGGAGGCCUUUCAGCAGUACGUGAAGUACUUCCAAGAGAAGAGAACAUCAGAACCAGAAAUGAGAGAUAGGCACAAUGUAAAUCCUCUGAAAGGAGACAACACAGGAAUAGACAUCUUCACAUUAACUUUGAGACUAGCACAGUUAGAGAACCAAGUAGCUGAAAUGCGUUCUAGUUUCAUUAAAGAGAAACAACAAUGCGAAAUUACAGAGAAAAGGGUUUCUGAUAUAGAAAAAGUACUGAAGCUACAGAUGCCUCUAGGCGAGGACACUACAAAAAGGCAAGAGAUUAAAGAAAACGAAAGAAGCCUUCAAGAUUUGGAUAUAUCUGAGACAAGAGGUGAUCUAAUUCAUGCCAGUGGAGACCGUGGAUUUUUGGAUGAACUUGAAGCUCAUGGAGCCGGAUCUGUGUCUCACAAAGAACGAGACCUUAUAAAGAACAAGCAGACAGCCAUGAAGAGCUUUUGGGUAGUGAAUAUGGAAAGUCUGUGGAAUGUCUCCAUAAAGCUGACAGAAGGACUUCGUAAGCUGAAAAUCACACAUUAAAUACACAUAUUAGUAGAAGGAAAAUGACUGGGAAGAGAGAACAAGACACUUCAAGCCACAGUGUUUGCAAGAGCACUAGCAUGGAUUUACAGCCAGCUGGAAGCAUUCAGUUUGUUGCUCCGUAAAAAUGUUUAAUUCAGGCAAAUUAUCUCAUUGCACACAGGAGAUAAUUGAUAGUAUUACUAUCAGUGUUAAUAGUUUUCAAAUUGUUUUUAAAUAUCUAUGUUUUAUUUUAAAUAAAGAAAUAGUACGUUGUUAUGGUUCA